This is a messenger RNA of Pyricularia pennisetigena, 843 nucleotides long. RefSeq lists its product as uncharacterized. NCBI's taxonomy places the organism in Eukaryota, Fungi, Ascomycota, Sordariomycetes, Magnaporthales, Pyriculariaceae. The transcript has 2 exons. The record is from RefSeq and is a predicted model, not a curated record. Gene Ontology annotation, molecular function: zinc ion binding; carbonate dehydratase activity. Bases 25 to 843 code for a protein of 272 amino acids.
UUCCCUUCCCAAAAAAAAAAAAAAAUGAGGAAUAUCAUCAGCGUCAUGGCGGUGCUUCUGCCCGCAGUCUCUGCCUUCUGCGAGCACGGAACUACCCUCUUCCCCCGUGCCGAAGGCAGCACGGUCAAGGUAGCUAACUUUGGCUUCGGCGGCCUCCGCGGGCCCCUUAACUGGCACGGACUCAACAAGACCGCCAACGUCAAGUGCGCCACGGGGAGGGAGCAGUCGCCCAUCGACAUCAACACGAGCUCCAACAAGACGGUCAAGGGAAGCAGCCUGAAUUUCAACAUCGACUCGUACCCGCAAGGCGCCGAGCUUCUCAAUCUCGGCAGCACGCUCGAGGUCGUCGCCAACGGCACCAUCAGUCUCGACAACAAGACUUACAAGCUGGCCCAGUUCCACUUCCACACGCCCAGCGAGCACCAUCUGGACGGCGAGUAUUUCCCUGCCGAGGUGCACUACGUCUUUCAGGCCGAAGACAAGAGUAUCUCCGUUGUCGGCUUCUUUAUCGAGCUGGACAAGGAGAACCACGAGGUUCUGACCGGCGUGUUCCAGCGUGUGGACCAGGUCGCCAAGCCCGGCACGGCAGGACAGACGGGCGCGCUCAACUUCAACGGCCUGAAGACGCACCUGAGCGAGAGCGACGUCUACCAGUACAAGGGCUCUCUCACCACGCCGCCCUGCUCCGAGGGCAUCCGGUGGAACGUCGUCCGGAAGCCGAUCACGAUCGACAUGGUCACCUUCAAGAAGAUCAAGAGCAUCAUGAAGUUUAAUGCUCGGUACGUGCAGAACACUCCCGGGGAGAUCAACCUGCUAGAGAAUGCUGCCCAGAACCUCAAAUGA